Branchiostoma belcheri (Belcher's lancelet) is the source of this 1523-nucleotide messenger RNA. RefSeq names its product actin-related protein 2/3 complex subunit 1A-like. Gene Ontology annotation, molecular function: actin filament binding. Gene Ontology annotation, cellular component: actin cytoskeleton; Arp2/3 protein complex. Lineage: Eukaryota; Metazoa; Chordata; Leptocardii; Amphioxiformes; Branchiostomatidae. The coding region runs from base 178 to 1314 and encodes 378 amino acids. The record is from RefSeq and is a predicted model, not a curated record. The transcript has 13 exons. Gene Ontology annotation, biological process: Arp2/3 complex-mediated actin nucleation.
AACCGGAAGUGAACUCACCCACUUCCUCCUGAAAUUUCCUGCUCUCCGGGGUUCGUGUAGACUGUCCAGAGUCCACGGAUCUUGGCUGAUUUUACCGAUUUUCCAUAAGAAUUUCUCGACGAUAUCGAGUAUUUAUUGUAACAGAUUUACAAGAAGCAGUGUGACUGUUGAACAAGGAUGUCACUGCCUCAGCAGCACAGCUUUGGGUACGGCCCUGUCACCUGUGCUGCCUUCAACAAGGAUCGCACACAGGUGGCUUUGUCCCCCAACAACAGCGAAGUCCACAUCUAUGCCUUACGUGGAAAGAGCUGGGAGAAAAUCCAUGAGCUAAAGGAGCACAACAAUGCCCACGGCCAGUGUGUGACCGGCAUUGACUGGGCCCCGGAAUCCAACCGGAUUGUGACAUGUGGUGCUGACCGGAAUGCUUAUGUGUGGGUGAUCCAGGACGGCUCCUGGCGCCCGACCCUGGUUAUCCUGCGCAUCAACCGUGCUGCUACCUGCGUCAAGUGGUCACCCAAAGAGGACAAGUUUGCGGUUGGGAGCGGGUCCCGCCUCAUCUCGGUCUGCUACUUUGAGCGGGAGAACAACUGGUGGGUCAGCAAGCACAUCAAGAAGCCAAUCAGAUCCACUAUCACAUGUCUGGAUUGGCACCCCAACAACAUCCUUCUGGCUGCUGGGUCAUCCGACUUCAAGGCAAGGGUGUUCUCAGCCUAUGUGAAGGAGAUGGAGAGCAAGCCCGGCCCCACCACCUGGGGCACUAAGAUGCCAUUUGGUCACCUCAUGGCUGAGUUCUCCAACAAUACAGGUGGCUGGGUGCACUCAGUGUGCUUCAGUCAGUCUGGAGAGAAGCUGUGCUGGGUUGGCCAUGACAGCAGUCUGUCUGUGGUGGACUCAGCCAAUGGCAUGGUCCAUACCUCCAACACGACUGAGUUCCUCCCCUUCCUGUCCUGUACCUGGGUCACCAACAACAGCAUUGUGGUCGCAGGCCAUGGCUGCCUGCCGAUGUUGUACCUACAUGAUGACCAGGGAAACAUCACCUUCCUGCACAAGCUGGACAAGAGCAGCAGUCAGUCCGGAGGCGGCGAGACCAUCUCCGCCAUGAAGCGUUUCCAGACCAUGGACCGCAUGGCUGCCACCGAGGUGUCCACCACUGACCCCAACACCAUCCACCAGAACACCAUCACUCAGGUGAUGGUCCACACUGGCUCCAAGGAACAGUGUGAGAAGUUUGUCACCGUGGCUAUGGACGGCAAGAUGGUCACCUGGGACUUCAAGUCGCUGGAGAAAUCUAUCCAAGGCCUGAAGCUGAUGUAGACACAAGACAACAUCAACUGACCAAGGCUGUCAACUCUUCACAAUCACAUGUACAAUAUUACCAUGUGAUAAAUAUAUAGCAAAGGAACAUGAAAUGAAGAUAUACACUUUGUACGAGAAUGUAAAGACGGAAUGUUACAUACUUUUAAGAUGCAGAAGAGGUAACAAGUUGACAUGAGGAGGGUACAAUAAACAGUAGUCCAGGUGAA